Messenger RNA from Gossypium arboreum, 1928 nucleotides. RefSeq names its product beta-glucosidase 11-like. Gene Ontology annotation, molecular function: beta-glucosidase activity. The coding region runs from base 236 to 1801 and encodes 521 amino acids. The record is from RefSeq and is a predicted model, not a curated record. Gene Ontology annotation, biological process: carbohydrate metabolic process. NCBI's taxonomy places the organism in Eukaryota, Viridiplantae, Streptophyta, Magnoliopsida, Malvales, Malvaceae. The transcript is spliced from 13 exons.
UUUUUAUUUCAUCGUAUCUAGAGGCUAUAGUCAAAAUAAUGGGAUGGAUAUGUGAUGGAGCAGGGAAUAAUAUAAUCCAGGGAUAUUGGACGCGUGGAACAAACGUGUACACCCGAAGAAGCCCGACAUCUAACUCCCUCCAACCAUUCAAUAUCCAGAACCCCACAGAUUCUAACUUGAAAGAACAAAAUACUAGUUGAUGAGUUGCAUUAAUUAUUUUUAGAGUUCAUGAGACAUGGAUGCCGCAAAAUUAAAUCUGGUUUUUAACUUGUUCUUCAUUUUUCAGUUAAAAUUUGUAGUUUUUGCAGCUGUGGGUGGUGGUGGAUAUAGCAGAAGUGACUUCCCACCGGGCUUUGUUUUCGGUGCAUCAACUUCAGCCUAUCAGUAUGAAGGUGCGGCUGAUAAAGAUGGUAGGACGCCUAGCAUAUGGGAUACUUUUGUCCAUGCUGAAGGGAAUUUUAACGAAGGCAAUGGAGACGUAGCUUGUGAUGGGUAUCACAAGUACAAGGAAGAUGUUAGACUCAUGGUAGAUACAGGCUUGGAAGCCUACAGAUUUUCCAUUUCAUGGUCAAGGCUCAUCCCCAAUGGAAGAGGACCUGUCAAUGUAAAGGGCUUGCAAUAUUACAACAAUCUUAUUAAUGAACUAAUCAAAAAUGGAAUCGAACCACAUGCUACGUUACAUCAUUACGAUCUGCCACAGACACUCGAAGAUGAGUAUGGAGGAUGGCUUAAUCGGGAAAUUGUGAAAGAUUUUACAGCAUAUGCAGACAUAUGCUUCAGAGAGUUUGGAGAUAGGGUUUUGUAUUGGACUACCGUAAACGAGGCCAAUGUGUUCGUUUUAGGAGGCUAUGACCUUGGAUUUGUGCCUCCUCAGCGAUGCUCUGCCCCUUCUCCGUUCAAUUGUUCCAAAGGCAACUCAUCAACCGAGCCAUAUCUGGCAGCUCAUAAUAUCUUAUUAGCACAUGCAGCCGUGGCAAAUUUAUACAAGAAAAAAUACCAGAAAAAAUUAAUGCAGGAAAAGCAACAUGGACUUGUAGGGUUUAACCUCUUCAAUUAUUGGUUUGUUCCUUUAACAAACACAACUGAAGAUAUAAUUGCUGUUCAAAGGGCCAAUGAUUUCUAUUUUGGUUGGUUUAUGCAUCCCCUGGUAUAUGGGGACUAUCCUAGGUCAAUGAAGGAGAAUGCCGGUUCAAGGUUGCCUGCCUUCACCAGUUCUGAAUCCAAGCAGGUCAAAGGGUCAUUUGAUUUCAUUGGGCUUAACUUUUACAACGCGAUGUCUGUUAAGGACCAGCCUAGCAGUUUAGAAAUGGAGCACAGAGACCCUGCAGCGGAUAUGGCGAUAGAACUAAUUCCUUUCCCACAUAAUGCAUCAAAAUUCGAGUUCUCUGUUACACCUUGGGCCCUCAAAGGGUUACUAGAGUAUGUCAAGGAAGCUUAUGGAAACACUCCUAUCUAUAUCCAUGAAAAUGGUCAAAGGACGCGACAGAAUUCUACAUUGGAAGACUGGCCAAGGGUGAAGUCUUUGAAUGCAUAUAUUGGAAGUGUGCUUGAUGCCAUAAGGAACGGGUCGAAUACGAGAGGAUAUUUCACAUGGUCCUUCAUGGAUCUAUUUGAAUUAUUGGAUGGCUAUGAAUCAAGUUAUGGUCUAUAUUAUGUAGACUUGGAGGACCCAAGUUUGAGAAGGGUCCCUAAGCUUUCUGCUAAAUGGUAUUCUGAGUUUUUGAAGGGUAAAUACGUGGAUUUUAGUGAAGUGAUUCAGCUUCAAGAUGCAUCUUUUUCUGAUGCUCAACUCUCAGAUUAAUUUGUAAUUUGUAUCUCUUUACAGUAACUGCUUGUUUAGUUUUGUAUUAUGCUUGCUUUACGGCUCUGUAAUUUCUGCCUUUUUUUGUGAACAAAAACACAACUUCAUGAGGCUACCAUUUUAUGCA